AUAUUAACACAAAGCACAAACGAAUUUUAUAUAUCAGUUUAUUGUGUAUUGUCGAAUGAGUAAAAUGGACGAAAGAUUAGAUGCCAUCAUUUUUGGUGCCACCGGAUUUACGGGCAAAAUUGUUAUGGAAGAUGCAGUAAAUAUAUUCAAAGAUUUGAAAUGGGGAAUAGCUGGUCGAAAUGAGGGUAAAUUGAAACAAGUUUUGAAGGAAGUGGGAGAAAAAGCGGGAAAAGAUUUAUCGAAUAUACCCAUCAUUGUGGCAGAUGUCAGCGAUGAAGCAUCUGUAGAAAACAUGGCUAAGAAGUGCAAGAUCGUUUUAAAUUGCUGUGGUCCCUAUCGGUUCUAUGGUGAAACUGUUGUAAAGGCUUGUAUAGCGGCCGGCACGCAUCAUGUCGAUAUCAGUGGUGAACCGCAAUAUAUCGAUAAAAUGCAAUUGGACUACAAUGACUUAGCCCAAGAAAAAGGUGUUUACGUAGUAUCCUCAUGUGCAUAUGAAAGUAUACCAGCCGAAAUAGGUGUGGUAUUUGCUGAGAAAAACUUUCCGGGUACCGUAAAUUCUGUGGAAUUGUUUUGGGAAAAUGAACUUAACUAUCAGGAUAAAACAUCUAAAGCCAUAUUGAAUAGCGGCACUUGGGAUAGCGUUGUCUUUGCUUUGCAGUAUAUAUUUGAAAUGAUGAGAUUACAAUAUAAAUUGAAUCGUGGCAAUAUGCCAACAUUGCGACCCAAAUUAAGAUUAAAACUUUUUCCCCACAAGAGUGAAGGCUUAGACAGUUAUUUCAUACCAUUUCCAAAUACUGAUCGUGCUUCUGUUUUGAGAUCACAACGUUUGGCCUAUGAUAUGGAAAAGAAGAGACCCAUACAAUUUGAAAUUUAUAAAGGAUUUAAAUCUUGUUGGACCGCCUUUAAAUUACCUUUCUAUUUGUUCUUCUUAACGAUUAUGGCCCAAUUCAGUUGUACUCGCAAUCUCUUGCUUAAGCAUCCGAAAUAUUUCACUAACGGUCUGAUGUCUCCAGAAGGUCCUGUUGCAGCAAACCGAAAAUCUUUAGAAUUUAAUAUGACAUUUAAAGCCAAGGGUUGGACCAAAGGCAGUGAUGAAUCGUUACCGCCCAACAAAGAGGUGAUAGUUAGAUUAACUGGCAAUGAUCCUUGUUAUGGUUUUUCUAGUGGUUCUCUUUUGUCUUGUGCUAAGGUCAUACUGCAAGAGCACAAAAAUAUGCCGGAAAGUGGCGGCGUUAUUCCACCAGGCAUUGCAUUUGCCAAAACUCAACUGAUUGAGGAGUUAACGCGUAACAUUUCUGGUUUGAAAUUUGAAGUUGUAAAAUUAUGAAUCUCUUAAAAAUAAAUAUACAAAAUAAAAAA
This is a messenger RNA of Lucilia sericata (common green bottle fly), 1359 nucleotides long. RefSeq names its product saccharopine dehydrogenase-like oxidoreductase. Gene Ontology annotation, biological process: glycolipid biosynthetic process. The transcript is spliced from 7 exons. The record is from RefSeq and is a predicted model, not a curated record. Bases 56 to 1327 code for a protein of 423 amino acids. NCBI's taxonomy places the organism in Eukaryota, Metazoa, Arthropoda, Insecta, Diptera, Calliphoridae. Gene Ontology annotation, cellular component: plasma membrane; lipid droplet; mitochondrion.